CUAACACAGCCGUUGACUGCUUUACUCAAACAGAGAUCUGAACACAAAAAUAGUAAUAUCUGUCAGUUCUUCAUUGACUUUAAGGGAGUUGAAUGGAGAGCUCAACAAUUGCAAUACCAAAUGCCAACACAUGAUAUACAGAUGUUUAAGUUACAGACAAAUGAAGUGAAAUUUGUCCGAAACCAGCAAAGGAGGGCCCAAAUCAAACCACAGCUCUUCCUAAAUAAAUCUCUUAAUUACUGUUUCAAAUGUAAGCAAUGCAUUGAAAAUGGUUCGUAUGGCGUAAAAAUAUCAGUACCUAAAAGUGGUAAUCAAAAUAUUGGAUAUCAAACUACUGGUGAGGAUGAAGACAACAAUGUUCUCAAAGUCAAUACAACCGAUACCUCUCAGCCACCAUUAAAUGGGUCCACAGCUCUCUAUCACAUCCAAUGUUUCAUAUGUGAAGAAUGUCAAGAAGUGUUGGUUGAUUUGAAGGCUUUUCUCUAUACCAACAGUGAUCCUAAUGAUCGCCUCAAACUAACAAAUAGUUUAUAUUGUAGCCGACAUUUUGUUGAACUUUUUAAGCCUCGGUGUCAGUCUUGUGAUCACUUGAUUUUUGAUGAAGAAUGUACCGAAGCUGAGGGUAAGGCCUGGCAUUUGGGACAUUUUGCGUGCAAUGAAUGCAAGCGGUCUUUGGGCGGCCAACAGUAUAUUAUGGCCGACCCGUCCAAACAAAACGAUAAAAAAUCAAUUUACGGAACCAAAAGUCAAGUGUCAAACAAUAACAGACCUCCGAAACUGUUACCAUAUUGUCUGACCUGUUUUGAUAUACUAUUCGGAGAAUUAUGUGAAGAGUGCGGCGAAUUAAUUGGUUGUGAUGUCGGCGCCAUUUCACAUGAGGGCCGGUCGUGGCAUGCAAUCGACCAGUGCUUCAAAUGCAAUCUAUGCUCUAAAGCUCUUCUCGGGAAACCAUUUUUGCCGGCACUCGACGGUAGGAUAUACUGUUCAAUUAGCUGCUCUCAAGAGGCCGUACAACGACAAAGACAUCGACCGAGAAAACAAAAACAUAUUCAAACAACUCCUUCAAAUUGUAUCAAUACUCAGAGUAAUAGUAAUAAUAACUUAUUAAUUAAAUCAAAUAAUUGUUCAGAAGAUCUUAUAAGAUACCAAACAAAAUCAAAGACAUCUAUAACUCAGAUGAGACCAAAUGAAUCAACUCAUAAGAUAUCACAAGAAGCUAAUUGUAAACUACCAUUCAAUGAGAACUUAUAUAAUAAAUUAACUGUUAAAGAGAUACCAACUAAUAGUGAUUUUAAUAGUUGUCAACCAAGUGAUGAAUUAAAUGAAUUUAAUCUAAAAUUAGGUGAAAUUAAAUUAUCAGAAACCAAGAGUUAUGGAUCAGAAAAUUCACAACCAAAUGAUUUUGUCAUUUCCAUCGAUGACCAAAAAGUGAAUCAAAGUGUUAACCAAAGUGUCAACUUUGAUCAAAAUUUUAUGGCAGAUAAUAAUCAAAUGAAUCAACAACUGUUUGAAUACAUCCAAAGAUGUCAGAACAGCACCAAAACUCCAAACCAUUUUCUCAUGGAAUACAUGAAACAGCAGUUACUUCACAAUGACAUCAAUGGUCACAAUGGUAUCAUCGGUGCAACCAUUGAAUGCGGAAGCAGUUUGAGUGAAGACGAGCGCACAAACCAACACACAGUUGACCACAAAGUGAUGUACAAUACGAAUGUUAACUACAAUCCUAUGACUUCUAAGACAUCUUCUGAAUCUUCUAGUCUUAAUGUAACUCAUUUUGAUAUAAACAAUACUCAUAUUAAUGGUGAAAAUAUAAUAAAAUACAAUCCAUCGAUAACUCAUUCCUCAUCAUCUAAUGAAACGACACCACUAUUGCUAAGACCAUUGCCAGAGAAAAACAAAUCAAUAAUUCAAUUACAAAACAUUUCCAAACCAUCACUUAAUAAGAUAUCGAUGUUUAGUCAACAUUCACUGCCACACAGAGAGUCACCAUCACAGACAUCCCAAACUUCACAGACAUCCCAUACCACUCAAACAUCACAAGCGGACCAAUCGUCUAAUAGUUCAUUCAUUGAAAACAGCAAUCAAACUAAUACUUCAAAUACUCAUGAGGUUAUGGCAGACAUAAGAAACACUGUGGAUGUAAAUACACCAUCCACUCAGUCAACAGCUCUCCAAUCAACGUCAUCACAAACAACACCCGAGACAACCGCCCGAACGGGAAACAAAUCGGUGACAUUUGAUCCGUCGGUUAAAGAGACGACUGGAAAACGCAUCUCUCGGAAACCGAGAUCGCGAUCUACUCAUCGAAAAAGUGAAUGGACUGACAGCCACUCCUGUUCCACAUGUAGUACCUGUUCCUCGUCGUCGUCUUCAAGCGAUUACGACGACGACUUUGAUUAUCAAUCGACACUCGAAAGAAAUCGUAAUCAAUGGUUGGGCGGAACCAAAAUACAAUACGUGUCCAACGAUCGCAAGAAAAAUGUGACCAACAAUGUGGUGAACGGCGACCAAAACCCACACAACAGCGAAAGCUGUACUAUAGCUUAA
Oppia nitens is the source of this 2547-nucleotide messenger RNA. Its product is annotated as GATA zinc finger domain-containing protein 14-like. Lineage: Eukaryota; Metazoa; Arthropoda; Arachnida; Sarcoptiformes; Oppiidae. The transcript has 3 exons. The annotation marks the transcript as partial. The record is from RefSeq and is a predicted model, not a curated record.